GCUUCGAUGUCGUCUGGGUCGUCGUCGGCUACCAAGCUUGCGAGUGCGACGGCGAAGGAAGGUUAGUAAACGCCCUCACCCACCCUCUCCUUGUCUUUCUUUCUCCGAUAAAGUAUCAACUGCUUGCCAUCUUUUCCUUUUCAUGAACUCUUUUUAAAUCAUGCCCCGUGACUAACUGUUGAAACAGCUUCUACCGCGUGAUGCGUCAACGCCUUGAUUUCUUGAAUCGCCGGCGUCCUAUUCCCGCUUCUUGUCCCAUUCACGAAUCUCCUUUUCUUGGUUCCAGGAUGAACAUCGAUAUUAUACAUCAUCAGCUUCUUUAUUCACACGAAAGCCUUCUGCGGCCAUUCGAUGAGGUUCUGCCGCACUGGCUGCGAUACGACGCCGGACGUCAGAACACGUGAUGGACAGAAAAGGCAAUGUCUGAUUCACCGUCUUCCAAAUAUAGUGCCAUUUUGGCGGUGGAAUUGCGCUUCAACAAAUUCCCCCCUGUUAUUGAUAACACGGAAUACCGGUGCGAGAUGAGGCGAUUUUUCUUUUGUGAGCGGCGUGGUAUACUACUUACCAGAACUUCUCGGGCGGCAUAUCUCGUGCAGAGGAUUGAAGUACAUACAUAGUGCAUACUCACCUCAACCUACAUUACGAAUAAUGAAUACGUUUCCACGAAACCCAAAACCACCCGCACUGCAGCACUUCGCAGUCCCACCUCGUCGCUAAUCCACACACGUACUCGGCAGUGCUCUUGCGUGCGUAAUAGAAUGAUGAAUGAAUGCCCUGCCCUUACAUAUGUACAUAGGCGCCCAGAUCCCAUCAUCGCGGAGGACCGACGACAUCGAAACGCCGUCCACAGCGGCAUGAACCUUGGAUCCCGACAGCGCAAGCGCGGAAACCAACUCGACCUGGUGUUUUUCACAAAUCGACACCGGAGUGUACUCCUGCGAUUCGAUUGCUCUCGUUCUAAUUCGUCCGUGGUGCGGACUGCUCCGCCCCGCGGUCUCUGGGCCGGAAUGCGCUCCGACGAGCUGGGCAGCGACAGCUGUGGUUCGGGUGUUUGGUUAGCUGGAGGUAAAAGCAGGCAAAUCAGUGUUGCGCGGGGGAGCUGGGAGGAGGGAAGUGGCCCGGUAUGCGGAAUUUCAACGUGGCAGCCAUCGGGGGUUGCGGUUUACUUGUUGAUGGAGGCUGCGGGAGCCGUCAUAAGUGCCUUUAUGUCGCGAAAAUCGAGCGAAGAAUUGAUUGGCGGUGUACACAUCACACCCUGUAUAGAGGAUAUCACUAGGUCUAAACAAAGCACGUUGAGAGCACAUGAAUCGGCCCCGAUGAUCUGCAAGUUCAACCCCAUGUCGUUGAGGCCCAGCGUACUGAUCUACGCCGAACAACGUCUACAUAGUAAAUCUCAUGUUGUAGAUAGCCGUUGUGUUGAAUCCCGUACUAAUACUAUUUUGAUUUAUUUUGAGCGCAUGAAAGACCUCACACCGUGUGCACUGCUUCGCUUGAUCCUCCCCCUGAUCCGGCCAACAGUUGAGUAGUAUGCUUCUGAUUCUCUCCGCGGCCAAGAAAUGUCACUAUGACGUAGAUACCCUCUACACCUCAGAAUUAGGUAUUCAACAUCAACAUCUGCUGGAUCAGGAUCCAAGUUACAGAUCGGGUAAGCCGGCACGUGUAUAACCUCCAAAUCAGCGAUUUUGUGGAUCUGCCCUCCGUGUUUCCGAUGACGGAGUAUCAAGCGAGAUGCUUAAUU
Molecule: messenger RNA, 1738 nt
Organism: Periconia digitata
Lineage: Eukaryota; Fungi; Ascomycota; Dothideomycetes; Pleosporales; Periconiaceae
Source: the annotation of a GenBank genome assembly